AUGACGGCCAAACGAGCAUACUCAGCAAAGCUGCAUCCCAUGGACAUCCCCGAGAUACGGAACCUUGUCAUCUCUAAUCUUUCCUCAACAACCAACAGCAGGACCAACAUCCUCUCAUGCUCAUGCGUCUCCAAAGCUUGGCUACAGACUUGCCUCCCCUACCUCUGGUAUAAACUCGACUUGCGCAAAUUCAACAAACAUCAACUGCACUUACGCUACCAAGGGAUCAUCAACAACGCACAUCUGAUUCGACAUCUCAGUCUGGAGCACAUGCAGUUCUAUGAAUUGCACCCACACCUCCAAGACUGUGUCCUGCCGUAUUGUCGGGGGUUACGGAGGAUCGAAUUUACAGAGACUUGGAAUUCGGUGGAUGACAGCGGGGUUGCGAAGGAUCGCUCGGACAAGGACAGGCUGCGGUUGAGAGAAUGGGCAGAUAUCGCGGCGCUGGUACAACAGAAUCCAGGGUUACAGGAAUUUUGGAUCGAGAACUCGAAUGUCUGGACGCCGCCUGUUGCAUUCUGGAAAGCCUUGGCAGAGGAUAUUCCCGCGUUGCGUUCUCUCCAGAUCUUGCGUGCUACCGUUGGGCAGGUCGGGAUCAGCAGUGCCGGAAGCAAUAUCAGCUACAGUGUCGGUGGCAACACAAGCAACAGCAGCGCCGCUGGGAGCAGUAACUCUAGUGACGGCAGUGAGCCCGAAGAAGAUAUGAUUCUAGACCUUUUUCUGUCUAUUUGCGACCGUGUCGAGGAACUGCAUCUUGACGCCGUGCUGUUCACCGGAGUCAAGACCGAGCGCUGGAUCAAUGGCCCGACAUUCUCUCACCUCCAGAAGCUGACGUACUUUGGGCGGUCCACCAUGCAGUUCGAACUCUUUUACAAGGCCCUGGAUGCACCUGGACUACGAGAACUCACCUGGGGAUCACCGUACAGAGCCAUGGUACAGCCCACCAUCAUUGCGCUCAUUUUGACUCCCGAGAUUGUGAAACGACGCCUGGCACUGGAGGUAUUGGAUCUGCAGGAGGUGAUGCCCUUUGAGGAUCGAGAGCUUCAACUGAUUCUCAUGUCGCUCUCACGGCCGCUUCUCGCGCUUCGGGUCAAGGAUUCCGGGUUUGGUAUACAGGCUCUGGAGGCGUUACUGCGACCGCGGCCUUCGUGGACUCAGUGGGGCGCUGGCAGCGGAUUCGCAGGAGAGCUGAUGGCAUGUCAUGGAUCUACCAUCCACACCUUGAACCUGCAAGGGUGUAUCACGGUGACCAGCGCGAUGGCGCAGAGGCUCUUGCAGAGUUGUCCCCAGCUUGAGGUUUUUGCCGCAUGGGAGAUCAAGGCGGUUGAUAUUUUGCAUGCGCAGACCGAGAACGGGGCGUGGUAUGGCCGUGAGCAGAUAAGACCAGCUUGGGCGUGCAGGAAGCUGAAACAAUUGGAGGUGUUUAUUUCGGUAUUCACAUCUCUUCAAGAAGUUUGGCGACAAGAAACAACUGGACAAGAGUACAUGACCUCCCCUUUUGAAUCGACCACGACCUCGACGGCGACGUCUUCACCAUUUUUGUCAGCAGCAGAAUUGGAAUGGAGUUCUAAUGGACUUGAAUCGUCAUCGUCAUUCUUGUCCAUGCGUGCUCCGUCACCACCACCUCCCCUCUUAGAAGCAGAACAACGGCUCCACAGAGCGGUCUACCGAGAACUUGCGCAGCUGACAGGACUCGAAAAGUUGGAGAUCGGUAAAUGGCGGUUGGCGACCGAGUACCAUCAGAACCCGGACGAGGAACAAGGACUGGAUUUGCGAUUGGACUCUGGACUUGAUGCCCUAGCGGGGCUGACGCGGCUGCGGGAGUUGGAUUUCAGGAACACGCCGCAGUAUUUGGGCGAGCAGGAUGUUAUUUGGAUGGCGGAGCACUUUUGUGGGAUGAGUGAGAGUGGUGGAGUGGGGCUCAGAGGCAGGUUUUCGGGAAAUCAUAAUUGGCAUCGGAAGCUGGAAGUGCUGUUCAAGAAUGUUCAGCAGCGAGGAAUGUCUUCGGUUGCAAAGCGUAGUUAG
Molecule: messenger RNA, 2025 nt
Organism: Linnemannia hyalina
Lineage: Eukaryota; Fungi; Mortierellomycota; Mortierellomycetes; Mortierellales; Mortierellaceae
Source: the annotation of a GenBank genome assembly